This is a messenger RNA of Nanorana parkeri, 1357 nucleotides long. It is a transcript of the gene GEMIN2, whose product is annotated as gem nuclear organelle associated protein 2. Gene Ontology annotation, biological process: spliceosomal snRNP assembly; spliceosomal complex assembly. The coding region runs from base 58 to 861 and encodes 267 amino acids. NCBI's taxonomy places the organism in Eukaryota, Metazoa, Chordata, Amphibia, Anura, Dicroglossidae. The record is from RefSeq and is a predicted model, not a curated record. Gene Ontology annotation, cellular component: SMN complex; nucleus; spliceosomal complex. The transcript is spliced from 10 exons.
GCGUUCCACUCAUAAAGUGCUGUGCGGUCCAGCGCUGGUGACGUCUGUGCCGGUAAAAUGGAUUCGGGACCGGAGGAGCUGAUGCCGCGGCUCCUGCCUGUGGGGGACUGCGACCUCUCCGAGGACUUUGACCCUGCAGUCCCACCACGGACACCGCAAGAGUAUUUGCGGCGGGUCCAGAUCGAAGCUGCGCGAUGCCCAGACGUUGUGAUUGCACAGAUAGAUCCCAAAAAAAUAAGGAAAAAACAAACAGUCAGCAUAGCUCUCUCAGGUUGCCAACCUGCUCCUGAAGGUUAUUCACCAAGUCUUCGGUGGCAGCAGCAACAAGUAGCUCAGUUCUCUGCGGUCCGACAGAGCCUUCAUAAGCACAGAAGCCAUUGGAAGUCCCAGCCUUUAGAUAGCAAUGUUACAAUGCCAAGCACAGAAGAUGAGGAAAGCUGGAAGAAGUUUUGUCUGGGUGAGAAGUUGUAUUGUGACUUGGCUGCUGCUCUGAUCAAUGAAAACCAGAAUCCAGGUAUCGAUUAUAUAAAGGUUGGAUUUCCACCUCUGCUGAGUAUUGUUAGUCGUAUGAGCCAGGCGACUGUUACAAGUGUGUUGGAGUACCUUGUGAACUGGUUUGAAGAGAGGGACUUCACUCCAGAGCUGGGUCGGUGGCUGUAUGCCUUGCUUGCCUGCCUAGAGAAACCCCUAAUGCCAGAGGCUCACUCCCUCAUCCGACAGUUGGCACGAAGGUGCUCUCAAGUCAGAGCAGAAGUGGAACACAAGGAAGACGAGAGGGUGUCUGCUUUAAACUUGUUAAUCUGUCUCGUUGGCAGGUAUUUUGAGCAACGCGAUCUGGCAGAUUCUGGUGAUCCAUCCUGAAGAGAUGAGACUGCCUGCGCAACUUCCCAUGCAUACAGCAAUACCUGUCCAUUCAAAGCAAGUCUCCCUUCAUUAAGUGGUGUAUCUACCAUCUUUUCUGUUCAGAACUGGACUAUCCAAAGGGAAGUGGCAAUUGCAGAGCCCCUUUGUUUGCUGACUCAGUGCUAUGAAGGGCUACACCUCUGACUAUUGCACGUGAAUAUGUGAUGACCAGGAGUGGAAAAUGAUCCUGCUUCUUAGAUUUAAAGGUGUAGAAUUAAACUUUAUUUUUUCUUUAAAUGGCCAAAGUUGAAGAGCUUUUUAAGUGCCUAAAGGGUUUUGGAAACCAUACAUUCAUCCUCCUCAAAGGAUAAUGGCAGUUUUACAGAAAACCACCAAAGACCAAAACUGGAUCCAAUACAUUCUGGUGGCACCCUUUACCUCAGUUCAUUUGAAGUCCUCAAUUCAUGUUGCUUGGCUUGUAUGGGACUCGCUCAUCAUGUACAUUUGGCACCAG